This is a messenger RNA of Etheostoma cragini (Arkansas darter), 4387 nucleotides long. RefSeq names its product ribosomal protein S6 kinase alpha-2-like. The record is from RefSeq and is a predicted model, not a curated record. The transcript has 22 exons. Lineage: Eukaryota; Metazoa; Chordata; Actinopteri; Perciformes; Percidae. Gene Ontology annotation, molecular function: ATP binding; magnesium ion binding; ribosomal protein S6 kinase activity. Gene Ontology annotation, biological process: protein phosphorylation; intracellular signal transduction. Bases 477 to 2720 code for a protein of 747 amino acids.
GAGAGAGAGAGAGAGAAGGGGAUGGACACACAUGCACAGGCAGGGAUGUGAAGAGGGAGCUCUCACACACCUUUCCUGAUUCAGCCAAACAGAUGUAUGCGUCGCCUCUCCCGGCAACCUCACGCAGCGAGCUGGUUGCAAAACACAAGACAAUUCCAAACCCAAGAGCACCUGCCCAUUCUGUCAACCUAUCUGUCAGCACAGAUUAACGGCUCUGUUACAAGUCUGACUGCGUGCUUACUGGCGUCUACUGCGUCUCAGAGACGGAGGGGGGAGACAACUUCCAGAGAUACGAUCGGCGAAUGUGAAUGAUGGGAAAACUAAAAAGCAACAACUGCAGUGAGAAUGGGCCAAUGGAUAAACUGCGGGACAAAUAGAUAACCAAAAAAAGCUUUGUUUCUGCAUGUAUACCUUAGGAACCCUCUACAGGGAGAUGCUCAUCAUUAUGGGAUAGAUGCAUAGGUCUGCCCGUUGCCAUGGAUACCAGCAUGCGAAAAUUUACAGUGCGGAGAUGGUUUUCUAUCUACCUGAAGAACAAGGCGGCAAGGAAUAAGAACAACACCGGCUUCUGUCAACUAGAGGAUGACAGUAUACUUAAGGAGAUAGACAUCAGCCACCAUGUUAAAGAGGGUUGUGAAAAAGCAGACCCCUCUCAGUUCCAGCUGCUUAAAGUGCUGGGACAGGGCUCCUAUGGAAAGGUGUUUCUGGUGAGAAAGAUUAGAGGAGUAGACAGAGGACAGCUGUAUGCCAUGAAGGUCCUGAAGAAAGCCACACUGAAAGUUCGGGAUCGCGUGCGAUCUAAAAUGGAAAGAGACAUAUUGGCAGAAGUGAACCAUCCAUUUAUAGUUAAACUGCACUAUGCCUUCCAGACAGAAGGAAAGCUCUAUCUGAUCCUAGACUUCCUCCGAGGAGGAGACCUUUUCACUCGUCUAUCAAAGGAGGUAAUGUUUACAGAAGAGGAUGUGAAGUUUUACCUUGCAGAGUUGGCCCUGGCCUUGGACCAUCUACACAGUCUGGGGAUCAUCUACAGGGACCUCAAACCUGAAAAUAUUCUUCUGGAUGAAGAAGGACACAUUAAAAUAACUGACUUUGGAUUGAGUAAGGAGGCCAUCGACCAUGAUAAAAGAGCAUAUUCCUUCUGUGGAACAAUAGAGUACAUGGCUCCAGAGGUCGUGAACAGGAGAGGGCAUACACAAAGUGCUGACUGGUGGUCCUUUGGGGUGCUUAUGUUUGAGAUGUUGACAGGAUCAUUACCAUUUCAAGGAAAAGAUCGUAAGGAAACAAUGGCGCUUAUACUAAAGGCAAAGCUAGGAAUGCCACAGUUCCUCAGUCCUGAAGUGCAGAGUUUAUUAAGAGCACUCUUCAAGAGGAACCCUGCUAAUCGUCUAGGUGCAGGACCCGAUGGAGUGGAGGAAAUAAAAAGGCAUCGCUUCUUUGCAUCGAUAGACUGGAAUAAGUUGUACAGGAGGGAAAUGAGGCCUCCAUUCAAACCGACAGUUGGAAGACCUGAAGACACCUUCCAUUUUGACCCUGAGUUCACCUGCAGAACACCCACUGAUUCUCCCGGCAUCCCUCCCAGCGCAAACACACACCAGCUGUUUCGUGGCUUCAGCUUUGUUGCAACAAAUCAAAGUCAAGAGCCAAGCGUUGCUACAGUAGCACCUUCUCGUCAGGAGGUGAACAGCAUCAACCCCAUAGCAAAGCAUCUGCAAGGGGAUGUGGCCUUCACUGAUGUUUAUGAGCUGAAGGAGGAAGUUGAACAUACGUUGACUUCCGUCUGCAGAAGAUGUCUGCACAGAGUUACUGCUGUGGAGUAUUCAGUGAAGAUCAUUGACAAAGCGAGGAAAGAUCCAUCAGAGGAGAUUGAGAUUCUGUUAAGAUACGGACAUCAUCCAAAUAUAAUUACUCUAAAGGAUGUGUACGACGACGGCCAGCAUGUGUCCCUGGUUCAGGAUUUACUGAGAGGGGACGAGCUGCUGGACAGAGCUCUGACGGUGCCAAUUUUCACAGAGAGAGAUGCAUCAGACAUCAUCUGCACACUGACCAAGACUGUGGAAUAUUUACACUCACAGGGGGUCGUUCAUCGAGACCUGAAGCCUAGUAACAUUCGUUAUUGUGAUGACAGUGGACUCCCAGAAUGCAUAAGGAUAUGUGAUUUUGGUUUUGCCAAACAGCUCAGGGCUGAGAAUGGCUUAUUGAUGACCCCCUGUUACACAGCUACCUUUGUGGCUCCUGAGGUUCUGAAGAAGCAGGGUUAUGAUGCAGCCUGUGACAUCUGGAGCCUGGGGAUCCUGCUCUACACCAUGAUAGCUGGUUUCAGUCCGUUUGCCAGAAGUACUGAGGAAACAGCCGAUGAAAUUCUGGCUCAAAUCGGCAGCGGGAAAGUCAUUAUAACAGGAGGGAACUGGGACUUGGUAUCAGACGUUGCCAAGGACAUUGUGACCAAGAUGCUCCAUGUGGACCCUCACCAGCGCCUGACUGCACCCCAGGUUCUUCGUCACCCCUGGAUUGUAGACAGAGACCAGCUCUCUGACAAAGCUCUCGCCAGACAAGAUGCUCUCACUGUCAAGGGGGCCCUGUCUGCCACCUACUCUGCUCUGAUGCGCUCUGCUCCUGCUCCACUCUUGGAGCCUGUUCAGUCCUCCAGCCUGGCUCAGCGGCGGGGAAUGAAGAAACAGGGGAGUCUCAAAGUUAAUUCAGACCCUAAAGAAAAGGACUAGCCUCAACACUCUGAAUGCAACUCAAAUGGAAUUGAACCCAAAUAAUUAAAGAAGUCGUAGAGCUCUUUUGAAAAGCAUAAAUCUUGUUAUAAAGUGUUAGUAGGCCUACAAACCCAAUGUAGCAGGUAUAACAAAAUAUCCUAUCGCAAAAGGACUACGUCUAAUUAACUAUAACAAUGAAGUAUUCCACUAGCACUCAUGCAUCAGGACUAGUUUCAGUUCACUCAAUUUAAAGUGUAAAUUGUAAUCCUUUUUUAUUUUUUAAGUUAAUUGAACUGAUCUGCAGCUGAUGUUCAAAGGGAACGCAUGGAUGUUUACUUCUUUUGGGUCAUACAUGUCAGGAUACAGUUGGUGCUGUAGUGCAAUAAUAUACACAGGGAAAUUGUCCGCAUCUACAGAAAUUCCAGCAACUGAACAUGGGACAAAAUAGUCUGCUCACCAAAAUCAGAAAAAGCUCUAUACAGUGCCACAAACAACAUGCCAAGUAGUUGGUUUACUUUAGUUUUUAUAUUUAGCACAUACAUGUAUUUCACCAGGAGUUCAUGCUAUACAUUAAUACAGUCUUCCACAGUCAUAGCUCUAAUAAUUAGAGUAAUGUGAAUUUGAAUGGGGUACUCUCACUCUGAUUAGAACAUUUUUUCUUCAAUCAAUCCUCUGAAUUCUACAGAGUUAUGCAUGUUAAAAUGUAAAUGUCCUACUAAAGGGAAUCAUUAGCAAUGCCAUUGAAGUCUUAUUGUUCCUACUUUGCUUAACAAUUUUACUGUAUGCAUUGUUGUCUUCCAUUAAUACAGCCUUUGACUAUCGGGAAAUGUAUUGUUAAAUUUAUCACUACUGUACUUCCCAAAUCAAAUGGAACAUUGAGCUAUGAAGGUAUUUAUGUUAAACGUUGUGUGUUGUGUUUUUUUUUUUAAAACAUAGAACAUAUUCUAAAUGUCAUUUGGCUCAUUGUGAUAGAUCAUCUUUCAAUGUGUGCUUGAGUGUAUCAAGUAGCUGCCAGUAAACUACUGUUAGCUGUUAGUGUCUGAAAGCCAAAGUGUUUGAGAACCACUGUGUCAGAGGAUUCUAUAUACUGUCUAUUGCUGCUGCCCAUUUGCAUCGAAUAAGUUGGACAUUCACAAAUACGAGGUAAGACUGAACAGGGUGGUUUGCAGAUGGGAGUAGCACGCUUUGUAAAAUGUACCAGUAGGAAUGUAGACUAUGAUGCUGCAUAAGUAAUACGCAUACUUACUGGUCAGAGGUAAAACUGAACAUAUUGUGAUGGGAAACCAAUAAGCACUGUAGCAGAGAUCCCGUUAUUUAUUAAAUGUUUGCUGAUACACCAGCUGUAUGUGUUGACGCAAUGCACAACUGUGAGAGGUGGAGCUGGGACUGAUGCAACUAUGAGUAUGAGAUAAGGUUGUAGAUAUUGUGUUGUACACCCAAACAUUUGAGGUAAAGCUGUAAAUAUUGUUUACUAAUUCAGAUUGUACAUAUAGUGUUAUACAUCUAUCGGCAAGCAGUUAGCCUGUAUAUAUUGUGUUUGCAGAAAUAUAGAAAUUGUAUAUAUUAUAUUGUGAUGUUGUGCAUCCAUUGCUCAGAAUGUACAUACUGUCUAUAUACCUGGCCAAUCACUGAAAUUAUUGGCUAGGAUGCAUAAGUUUUACAAAUAAAGGAAAACAACACAAACA